CAAGUUCAUAUGAACAUAUCCCAUUUGAAACGGGUAGAGUCUAGAGAGAGAGGUAGGGACAACGGCGUUGUCAUUACAUCACCAAGUGAAAAAAAAUAAAAAAUAAAAAACAAUUUAUAGAUUUCAUCGAGAAAGCGAGCGAGAACUGAGAAGAGAAGCCGUAGUUUUUCCCUCACAUUUGGGUCUGGUACGAGAUCUGUAUAGUUUAACAUUUGGGGUUUCCUGGAUGAGUCGUUUAGGGUUUAAAUCUGUGAUCUUCGAUGCCGAAACCUUCGUGGGAGACGUUGAGGUUUUCCCUUCGAAUAACCAGAAAUUUCAAUUCCCAAACAACGAAAUACGAAUCAAAUACUUCACUCCACCUAGUGAGCGAUGCCCUCCUCUUUCGAUCCUUCAAACUAUUUCCCCUUUCGCAGUUCGUUGCAAGCUCGAAUCGAAAGCGUUAACCGAACAGUCUCCACUCUAUCGGCUUCAUGCUUCCUGCUUCCGGGAACUCAAGACAGCGGUUGUGUUGCUUGGAGACGAAGAACUUCACUUGGUGGCAAUGCCGACUAAGCAGGAGAAGCUUACUUGCUUUUGGUGUUGUUCUGUUCCAUUGGGUCUUUAUAUGUCUUGCUUAGGGAUGCUGAAUCUACGAUGCCUUGCGAUUGUUUUUGAUCUUGAUGAGACCCUUAUUGUUGCCAACACAAUGAAGUCGUUUGAGGAUAGAAUUGAGGCUCUUCAACGUAGGCUUGCAUGUGAGACCGAUUCUCUUCGGAUUGCGGGAAUGAAGGCAGAGCUAAAACGCUACUUAGAAGAUAAAUCACUACUGAAGCAGUAUGCAGAGGGUGAUUUUGUAAUGGAUAAUGGGAAUUCGUUCAAGGUGCAGCCGGAAGAGGUUCCUCCACUAUCUAAUAACCAUGAACGUGUCAUUCGGCCAGUUAUUAGAUUGCAGGAAAAGAAUAUCGUCCUUACUCGGAUUAAUCCUGAGAUCCGCGAUACUAGUGUGCUUGUAAGGCUGCGACCUGCUUGGGAGGAUUUGAAAAGUUAUUUAACAGCAAAAGGACGCAAGCGUUUUGAAGUUUAUGUAUGUACAAUGGCUGAGAGAGAUUAUGCUCUAGAGAUAUGGAGGCUUCUUGACCCAGAGGCACACUUAAUAAGCUUAAAGCAGCUUUUGGAACGUAUUGUUUGUGUAAAAUCAGGUUUGAGGAAAUCUUUGCUCAACGUCUUCCAGGAUGGAAUUUGUCAUUCGAAGAUGGCAAUGGUGAUUGAUGAUCGUCUGAAGGUUUGGGAAGAUAAGGACCAGCCUCGAGUUCAUGUUGUACCUGCAUUUACUCCUUAUUAUGCUCCUCAGGCAGAGACAGCAAAUGCGGUGCCAGUUUUAUGUGUAGCCAGAAAUGUUGCAUGCAAUGUCAGAGGGGGCUUUUUCAAAGAAUUUGAUGAGAAUCUGUUGAGAAGAAUCUAUGAACUCUGUUAUGAAGAUGAUGCUUCAAGUUUACCAAUUCCACCUGAUGUCAGUAACUACUUAAUGUCAGAGGAUGCUGGUUUUGUGCCUAAUGGCAAUAGAGAUGCUUCCAUCUCUGAGGGCAUAAAUGGUGCUGAAGUUGAUCGAAGAGUAAAUCGACCGGAUGAGAAGUAUAUUCUGGAUUCGGCCGCUGGUUUCAUUUCUAAUAAUCCUGAAUUGACACCUGAAAUGCCUCAACUACCGGUGACCAUCUCGCCAAAUAUUAUCAACCCAGCAGCCUCUAGACCAAUUCCACCUUUACAGAGACAUGGUUUGCCUGGAGCUCCUGCUAAGCGAGAGGUCAACCCUGUUGAAUUGGACCCUGACAUGAGGAGAAGACUCCUAAUCUUGCAGCAUGGCCAAGAUAUGCGGGAUCACAGCUCAGGUGAUCCUUCUUUUCAGUCAAGGCUGCCUGCACAGGUGUUGCUACCAUCAACGCUGUCAAGUGGAAGCUGGUCUGGAGAGGACAACAAUAUGGGACCACCUAAUAACCGGGCAAGGCAGAGUCUGCUAUACAAUGCUUCAGAGAGUUCUACUUCACAUGGCACAUCCUCUCAUGCAUCUCAAGUGAAAAGUGAAGAGGCCUCUUUUGGAAAUGAACGUCAAAAACAAAAUCUUUCGCAAUCAAAGAAUUCUUCAUUCUCAGAGGAUGAUGAGAAUCAUGCAUCUACAAAUAGUAAAGACGUCCAGACUGAAGGUGGGAAAGUGAUUUCACUAUCGUCCUCCAUAUCAAUUGGAGUGCUGCAAGAAAUUGGACGGAGGUGUGGCUCUAAGGUUGAAUUCAAGUCUACAGUAAGCAUCAGUAAGGAUCUGCCAUUUUCUGUUGAGGUUUUGUUUGCUGGGGAGAAGAUAGGUGUUGGGAUGGGGAAAACAAAGAAGGAAGCUCAGCAACAGGCUUCUGAGGAUGCUCUUCACAACUUGGCUGAUGAAUAUAAAGACAAUGCUGCCCCUGAUUCUGGAGCUGUGGAUAAAGAUUUGGAUAAGCUUUCUCUUAAAAGUGAAAAUGGAUUUUUAUGGGAAAUUGUGGAUCCUGAACUGAAGGAGCAGCACAAAGAAGAAGCUUUACCCAAUGCCGGAAUUUCUGAGGCUCCUGAAGAUGUACAUGGUGGUUCAAGAUCCAUGAUAAGUAAUCAAGCACAAAAACGUUCAAAUUCACCAAGAAUUCAUUCCGCUCCAAAAGAGCCUUGGACAGAAAAGCAAAAUGAAGAAGAGGUGGCUUUCCUGGGGUUUUAGUGAAGGAUCUCCAGUAGGGAACGAUGCUUCUUCUCAUGCCCGUUUGCCAACAUCCAGAGAACCUGCCUUUUGCUAUUUUCCACUCCGAAGUUUAGGAUUGAGUUUCCGAUUUGGUUGGUGAUUCUGAGUUUCCCUAUUUGAAUCAGCAGCUUGGAAGGGCUGUUGGGUCGGGCAAGGUUAGCAAAGCCAGGAACGAAGGGAAGGUUAGGAAGAAUAACACGAAGGGCAUUCACUUGCCAUUGAAGAUGAAGAAAUACUUGCAGUUCGAAGUGUAGAAUAGGGAUUCAGCCACUCGAGAUUAGUUUUUCUUUUGUUUAUUUCGUUUGAAGAUGUUUAUGCUCGUGUGUGUCCUCAACAACUAUUUUUUCUUUUAAAGAUGAUAUAUGCAAUGAUAUGAAGCUGUUUGGUAUAUUCAACAACUUGAUGUUGUUUGGUCCCCAACCACCUGAUGCUACCUAUUUAUCUGUAGAAUUUUCUGUGAAACGUCCGUUUGGGAAGAUCUUUGUUUGAGGCUCGUGAGUGCUUUUGUGGUAGCUAUUGGGAGCUACAGUUUCUGUUGGAGUGCCUUCUUUGGGAAGGUCUUUUGAUGUGGUUGUUGGAAUGCUAUCUUUGGGAAGGGCUUUUGUUGGUAUUGGAUGGAAGGGUUUUCAUUGCUACUGGAGUUGCUGAUGGCUUUGUGAUGGUUGAUUGGAGUUCUUUCUGUGGUCAUUGGAGUUUUUGUUGGUUGAAACUAGAGCUUUCUGGUGCUAUGUGUGUACUCUAGCUUGAGGGGGGGUGUUAGAGUAUAUGAGAGCAUGUAUCGGUUGGAGAGCUAUAGGUGACUAUAGACCUCCAUACUGUGGGAUUAUAUUUGAUAUAUCUUUGUUAGUGUCCUUAUUGGGUUUAGGAUAGUUGUUGGCUAAGUUAGUUUCCUUUUUUGAUUAUGUCUUCUACUUUCCUAUUUGGGUUAUGACUAUGUAAUAGGUAGUUAGAUAUUGAAUGAAAGGAGAAGUCCCAAA
Molecule: messenger RNA, 3711 nt
Organism: Macadamia integrifolia
Lineage: Eukaryota; Viridiplantae; Streptophyta; Magnoliopsida; Proteales; Proteaceae
Product: RNA polymerase II C-terminal domain phosphatase-like 2
Exons: 16
Coding region: 227-2713 (828 amino acids)
Molecular function (GO): RNA polymerase II CTD heptapeptide repeat phosphatase activity
Source: RefSeq, a predicted model, not a curated record